AGAUAGCAAGGGCUGACCUGGAGAACUUUCUGGCACAGCCCCUUGGUAACUGUUUGUGGCUGCUCCAGGGGACUGCCGUGCAAGAGAGUAAGGGAGCAAGACCUGUCUGGCAAAGGGGGAGGUUGGCACAAUAGGCCAAAGUCAAGUUGAGCUGCCUUCUGGGAAAGCCCAGAAGAGUUGCUGUCCAGAGAGAGGCUCUGAUGGAGCUGAUUUGCCCUGAUUGACUUGUCUUAGAAGCCUGGACUCCCUGACCUUAAGGCCAAGCUAAAGAACAAUUCUCCUAUCCCUGAAGGUGAGCACUAAGGAUAUUUGCACAUGAGCCCUGAAGGGAGCCUCUGAUACAUUGCCUGCAGCAAGAAAACAGAGCAACAUGAAGGACAACGUGGCAUCCACCAUUGCCUUCAUCCUGCUACUUUGCCUCAACAUCAGUUUUCUGAAUGGACAAUCACCACCUGGAAAACCUGAGAUCCUCAAAUGUCGUUCUCCUGAUAAGGAAACUUUCACCUGCUGGUGGAAACCUGGGACAGAUGGAGGACUUCCUACCAAUUAUUCACUGACUUAUGUUAGAGAAGGAGAUGAAAACACCUAUGAAUGUCCAGACUACAAAACCAGUGGCCCCAACUCCUGUUUCUUUAGCAAGAAGUACACAUCCAUAUGGAAAAUAUACAUCAUCACAGUAAAUGCCACUAACCAAAUGGGAACCACUGCCUCAGAGCCACUUUACGUGGAUGUGACUUACAUAGUUGAGCCAGAACCUCCUCGGAACUUGUCUUUAGAAGUGAAGUGGCCAAAAGACAGAAAACCAUAUCUGUUGAUAAGAUGGUCCCCACCCAACAUAACGGAUCUAAGAAGUGGUUGGUUCACAAUGGAGUAUGAAAUUCGAUUAAAGUCUGAGGAGACAGAUGAGUGGGAGAUUCAUUUUGCAGGGCAGCAAACACAGUUUAAGAUUUUCAGCUUAUAUCCAGGACAAAAAUACUUUGUUCAGACUCGCUGCAAGCCAGACCAUGGAUACUGGAGCAGAUGGGGCCAAGAGAGUGCCAUUGAUAUACCUAAUGACUUCACCAUGAAAGAUACAACCGUGUGGAUCUUUGUGGCUGUUCUUUCUGCUGUCAUCUGCUUGAUUAUGGUCUGGGCAGUGGCUUUGAAGGGCUAUAGCAUGAUGACCUGCAUCUUUCCACCAGUUCCCGGGCCAAAAAUAAAAGGAUUUGAUACUCAUCUGCUGGAGAAGGGCAAGUCUGAAGAACUCCUGAGUGCCUUAGGAUGCCAAGACUUCCCCCCCACUUCUGACUGUGAGGACUUGCUGGUGGAGUUUUUAGAAGUGGAUGACAAUGAGGACGAACAGCUAAUGCCAUCCCAUUCAAAAGAGUACCCAGGUCAAGGUGUUAAACCCACACAUCUAGAUCCCGACAGUGAUUCUGGCCAUGGAAGCUAUGACAGCCAUUCUCUUUUGUCUGAAAAGUGUGAGGAGCCCCAAGCCUAUCCCCCUACUUUCCACAUUCCUGAGAUCAUUGAGAAGCCAGAGAAUCCCGAAGAAAAUAUUACUCCCAUCCAAGACCCCCAGAGCAACAUCCCCUAUUUUCAUGCAGAUGUGUCCAAAUCUUCAACAUGGCCUUUACUGCCUGGCCAACAUAUGCCCAGAUCUCCUUACCACAGCAUUGCUGAUGUGUGCAAGCUGGCCGGAGCCCCUGUAGAUGCAGUGGCCUCUUUCCUGGACAAAGCAGGAAAAAAUGCUUUAAAAUCUUCUAAAGCUUUUGAGACUGGAAAGGAAGAAAAGGUGGCUAAGCAGGAGAUGGAAAGCCUCCAUUCAAAGACUAAAGAAGAGACAUCAUGGCCACUGCUCCAGGAGAAAGCCUCCUUUAUCUAUGCUAAACCCCUGGAUUACGUGGAGAUUCAUAAGGUCAACAAAGAUGGAGUACUAUCAUUGUUACCAAAACAGAAAGAAAACUGUGACCAGGUGGAGAAGCCUCGGGCUUCUGAAACCAGUAAAGAAUAUGCCAAGGUGUCUGGGGUUACAGAUAACAACAUCCUGGUCUUAGUGCCAGAGUCACAAGUUCAGAACAUGGCUUUGUUUGAGGAAUCAGCCAAGAAGGCUCCAUCACCUCUUGAACAGAACCAAUCUGAGAAAGACCUGGCCAGCUUCGCUGGAACAUCAAGCAACUGCAGGCUCCAACUGGGCAGGCUAGAUUACCUGGAUCCUACGUGCUUCAUGCACUCCUUUCAUUAACAGCUAGACUAAUGGAACGAUUGGUUCAAAUGUGAUUUUUCUUCAGGUAACACUAAAGAGUCAUGAAAUAAUAUGGUCUGCUAACAAAUGCUACAGAAUAUGGGCAAAAGUAACACUACUUUCUCCUUUUCUUGUUCCAUGUUCAACGCUCGCCUCUUUCCAACAGCUGAUACCCAGAGCAAAUCAGUCUUGUCUCCUGACUGUGAUUUGUAGAUUUGCUUUUUGCUUAAAAAAAAAAAAUUAUGUGUUCAACAAAAUAAAAGCACACUGCUUAGUAUUCUUGCAGGAUGGUGCCAAUAGGUGUAGCCUCUGGGAUGGAUUUGGCAUGUGAUACAAGGAAGUAAAAGUCAAAAUGAUUUCUCAUAAGAAAAUGACAGAUAUUUGGAAAAUGCCUUGAGAACUGCCUUUGAAAACCAAUUACUAAACCUUUACCCUCCUCUUUCAUAUCAUUAGGGUGGCCCAAAUAUAGUACCUUUUUAAAAGAAUACAUUCCAGGACACCUGUCAAAUUGUUUACAUCCUAUACCUUACUGACACAUCGCCUGUACACAGAUGAAAUAAUGCCUUCAAUCAUAAUGCCUCUUUCUUGAGAUCAUUUGAAUAUGCUAAGCAUGGAUUCCCUAGCCUAAACUUUGUUUCAUUCUAAGGCCCCUAGAGUAUGUAGUUUUGGAAAGUAAAAUUUUCUUACACAAUAGGAAAAUGAAUUCCAUGUGGUAAAUCAUUUCAGAAAGUUUUCCUCCUUCAUUUCAGCAGGAAGGACAAUUUAUUAUAUACCCUAGUAUUUUCUUAGCAAAAAUAAAAAUCCCAAAAGGCUAACUUUAAUUUAAAAGAUAAUCAUAGCAAGAUGCUAACAGAAAUGCUGCCUUACUGUACAUACAAAUCCUACUUUAAUACAAACCCAUACAUUUAGCAAUGUAUUUUUGAACUAUUUUUCUAUCGCUUAGGUAAAAUAAAAGACUAUUUUCUAUUUUCCAAGUACAGCUGUUUAUGUAUUCAGUGGGCACAGUACUUUCUGCUGCAAGGUUAUAAAGAGUAUCAAAGUACAUAAUAGUAUUUACAGUCCCUGUUUGUGAAAUGAAAUGCCACGCCCAUCUGAAGCCCACUGAGGAAUGUGAAGUAGAUGAAAAAAUUAGUUUGUAAUACAACAGAGUACAGCUUCUCCGGUCCUUUUUAUCUCAAGAAUACUUUAAACAACAAUGACCAAUGACUUAAGGUUUUAGACCUCUCCAUAGACCUAAAGUAAUUUCUGCUCUGAGUUUAGAGCUUCUAUCUACCUGUGGAUGAGUCUGAUGAACCACCAUGAAAAAAGGUGAUUCCUAAUACAGUUUCCACAGUGGAGAUUUGGCUUCAUUUUGUGUUUUUUUUUUUUUUCUUCCCCCUGAGAAAUCAGGGACAUAAAAGAUCUCUUUGGAGUAAGAUGCAUUUGAAAAAUCUUGGCAGAGACUGUACUCACGUCAGGAACAUCCAGAAAAAAGUUUUAGAAGGCAGACAUCGGUUUAGUGAUAGGAAGAGCUUUAAAGGUCAGGCAGUGGUAGAGAGAAUCUUCAAGUCAGUUCCACGGGCAGGCUUCCUGAGGAGGGGCCAUACCUUGGAUUUUCAUUUCUAUAGGAGCAUCCAGGACUCAUCUACUGCACACUGCCUUCCUGUACUUUUCAUUUCACCUACUGGAAAAUCUAUUCUCUGUCCAUUCUCUAGCUGAAUAUAGAAAAUCUGAACUCCUCUCUGAGUUAAAUACUUUACCCAACAAGCACAUGUUGGGUGGAAUUAGACUCAGAGGUUCCCUAAUGAUUGAAAGUGGACACAUAACUGAGGCUUUGAGAAAUACACAUGCAAACACCUGAAGCUCUAUUUCCAGUAAUAAGCAUCUUAUGAACAACAGAAGCAUUUGGACAAGUGAUGUGAUCCAAGGUCAUCCAACACCCUAGAUCCUCACUACUCAGUGUCUGAGGUCCAACUGUAUUGAUAUCAUGUCGGCACUGUUUGGAAAUUUUGGUUGCAGCAUCUCACACUUCACCUCAGACCAACAGAACCAGAACCUGUAUUUUACCAAAAGCCCCUUAAUAAUUCAUGUGCACAUUGAAGUUGGAGAAACAUUGAUCUCAACAACCAUCUCCACUAAAAUGUUCUUUUCCUCUCUUGAAAAGUAUGGAGCAAGUUUAUUUAACUUGAAAUGAGGAAACAAAAACAAAACUAUUAAUGGUCUGAGAUUCAUAUGAAGCUUAUAUGAAGUCACAUGAGAGAAUGAUCUGCAAAGCUUACACAACUUCCAAGAGAGUCAGAGAACAUAAUCCACCUUGAAAGAUACUGACUGAAGAAAAUUACCUUCAAAAUCAAUGCAAAUUAAGCCUUUUCCAGCAAAGUCUAUUCUCCAGGAGCUAGAGAUAGAUAUAUAGAGAGAUUAGAUGUAGAUGUAUAUUUAUUUAUAAAAUAUGACUGAUAAAAUCGAUAGUGCAUUAUUACUCACAGUUGUAAAAUUUAAAAGCAAUCUGCCUUGGGUAUAUAAUUUUACAUACAUGAAAAAUUUUAUGAUGGGCUAAAGAUACAUUGUAUCACACAAAAAUCAGUUAACAUUAAAUGAAGUCAAGUUCUAUGAUUGAGUAGUUUGAGUUUACGGUCUAAUAUGUUUUUUGUUGAAAGGCAGAUGCUUGAAUGAAAGAAUGCCUAUUAGGAGACAGGACACCUGGGUUCUAGUCUUGUUUUUUCUUGGAAAGACCAGUUCACCUUUCUGGAUUUCAGUUUUCUAACUAUAUAGAACCAAUACUCUCUAAGGCCUUUUGAGGAAUGGAAUCAUCUCCUUGAUUCCAUGACUUACUGAAUAAUUUGAAAUAAUGCCUUGUAUUUUGAGUAAGCUGUCAAAAAAUUGCUCAUUAUAGAAAUGCAGAGCAAUCUUCAGUGAUGUACUAAUCAUGGUUGACUUUUUAAAUGAUCAUCUCCAGGUUUGCCUUUGCAUAUUGCACAUGUACCUAUAUAGACAUAUAAUAUAGUAAAUUGCACAUGGAUAUAGCAUAAGUUUUCAUCUAAGAUCAUGUGCAAAUAUGUGUGCAGAGAGAACAUAGAAAAGAGACACAGUGAGACACUAAUAUUUUAGAAAACAUAUUUUUUACUGCAUCAAGCCAUGCUCAUUUCUGGAUGAAUCCAACAGCCUCAAAUCUCUUUUCUUAUAUUUGGCUGUUGAGUAUUUUUCCCUAUCAGCACAGUUAAUGAAUAACCAUUUCACAAGUUGUUUAAAGACCCUUGUGCUCUGAGUUAUAGUUAUAGUUGUAUAAACAAUUAUCUAAAAAAUUUAAGUUAUGAAUAUAUGAUUUGUGGGAGUUUAGAACACAAAUGGCAAGAUGUUCUUUGAUAAGUUUAAUAAAUAUAAGGAACUUUAAUAUGAGCACAAAUUACUGCCAGCUGUGACAUUGAUUUUUAGUAGAUGAUAUAUUCUCCUAAGUGCCUGAGACCUAUUCUGGUAGUCAGUUAUAAGUUAAUGACUCACUGUAGCCUGGUUUUGUGGGACCCAAUCAAUCUCUUAUUGUUUGUAUAGUAUCAAAGCUGAAAGAUUCCUUGUCUGAGAUGACGCAACAGAUUGGUGAAUCCUGAGCUAAUGAGCAACCAGAGGACCCAGACUCAAGGGGAAAUUUGUCCUGGAGGGACAUUUAGCUCACCCGCUCUCUCUCUUCUUCCUUCCUUCCUUCCUUCCUUCCUUCCUUCCUUCCUUCCUUUUCCUUUCUUUUUCAGCUUUCCUCUGCUACCUAUCAUUUUCAAAAAGACUUGGAAUGCCUUUAGCAACUUCCCUGUCCUUAUAAUAAGCAAGAAAGAAACAGAUCUUAUAUGUUUUACAAAGUGCCUUUCUUUAUGUUUUUUUAAAGGUUUCAUUUUGAAAGAAAUGUUUAAUUGGAAAGUAAAAUAUAUCUUACAUGGAUUUCUUUUAAAUAAAUGAAGAUGUUUAAAAAAAGAAAAGCCAGAAAGGGAAUGACUAAAUGAUCUAAAGACUGACCAGCAAAAUGUUCACAGAUUUUUGGAUGUUCUUUAAUUGAAUCAUCACAGAACUGAAUCAUCACAGACACUGAAUCGUGUCAAUUAAUUUGCCUGAGUUUGAGUAUGAUUUGAAGAUAAGCAUGCCACCCUGUGAUUCAAGGCUUCCCAUUCUGAAUGAUAUUGAUUCAUUCUUGAAUGUCAUUGAACUGCAUGCCAUGUCCUGAGGAGGACAAUGUGUACAUUUUGAAAUUCUGCACACACAUGGAAAAGUAAGGAUGAACUUGAAUUUAUAUUCCCAAACUUGCCAUUGCUGAAAGCCUCACUGUACUUCAUUGAACAGGUUUCCUCUUCUGCCUUUUUGUCUCAAGCACAAUAUUGUUGCUGCUAGGAUAGUCAUGGAACCCUACAUGUCCAGCUUCAGGUCACAUCACUGCCACUAAACAGGCUGAAUGACCUUGAUAAGUUCUUUUAAUUCUGGCCACGGGUUCCCUCUCUUGUUAAAUCAGUAGGUCAGCCAACAAAUGUUUCUAAGAUUUCUUCCAGAUCUGUCUUUAAUACUCAUAUUUAAAUAAAAUCUGAGAUGGUAGGUCAAAGCCCAGGUGCCAUUCAGAAAUCACUGCUGACAUGCCCUUGAACUAGGCAGUGAGUACCCAGAACUGUAUCUGCAAAAACACUUAACAGAAGAACUGAGAUCCUUUCCUCCACGUCAGGUAGACUCAGUAUUCUUGCUUCUCUGCUUCCUUCUUAGCUCUGCAUCCUCACAGCCUUUAACCGUCCCUCUUCCCCGGGUCUGUUAUUUUUUUCCUAAAGGUUAAUCAUGUACAGUAACAACCUUAGGUCUACAAGAAACAAAAUUACCCAUAAACAAUGACUUCAGCUCUGCAUAAAAUAGACAAAUGUUAAAUCUCUGAACAGAAGAACAGAAAUAAGCCCAAAUUGAGGGUCACAAGUAAUAUUCCAUUUAGAUACUUUCACAUUUAAAUAUUCAAACUCAUAUUCAUUAUUUAAUAAAUCUGAGCCAUCUUGAGGAGUAGGUAUUGACUGUAUUAAAGGGAAACUUGAAAAUAUAUACUGUUUGCUUCAGAGCUUAUGAUGUAACCAGAAAUCCUGCUUAUAAGUACAAUUCUUUCCUAUUAUUACUAGAUAUAUCAUCUGUGAAUCACACAGGAACUUCCAAAGUGUAGGGCAUAUCAGGACUCCACAAAAUACCGAGUAGCCAAAGCGCAUUGAAAAUGAUAAAUCUAUAAGCAAUUGUGAGUUAAUUACUGAGAGGUACACCUAACUCACAACGCCAUAGGUGAGCAGCUGUGCUGUUCACAGCAGGUCCUUCAAUUUCCAUUUAUAAAGCACCCGUCUAUAUAGUAUGGUCAAUGAGUACUGGCACUCACAGAUAAUGCAGUCUUAAGUUUUUCUCUUCAAGUCUUGGGGAAGGGGUCUUAUCGCGUUCUCUAAACUGGAAAAACUGUAUGAGAAAAAUGCCGCUAAAAAUAAUUUGUUUUACCAAAUUCAUGAGAAAAAGAUUUCAAAUUUUUAAAGCUACCUCCCCUCAACAUUCUAACGACCUUCCUUCAAAGCUGCUUAUAACUUAGAAAUGAAAGGUCACCACUUACGUUUUGACUGUUUGAGGUGGCAUAUUUGAUGUGCUUCUCAUGUGAUAACCCUAACUUUAAAGUAACUGUUAUUUUACACUGUGUUGCUUUCUGUGGUUCAAAACCAUUACAUGCCAUAUUGAAAUAUUUAAUCUUCAUGUAAAAUUUAUCAUGUAAUACAAAUGAAAAUCAUUAUUUAAUGACUUAUGAUCUAACCAUAUGUAAUUUCAAUAUAAUUAUGUCUAUGUCUGUAAAACAAAACUAAAAACUAUGUAAUCAUAUAUGUAAUCAUAUAUUUCUGUUGAAACUGUGAAUGUACUAAUUUUUUCGUUAAUUUUUGUCUACAAGUGGCAUUGUAUACCAUGGUAUAGCCAACCUGGGGUGUUAGUUUGUUUGAAGUACAAUCCACCAAUUAUUAGACUAUCAACCCCUUGGCUUUGCUUCAUGUGAUUGCCGAGUUUUCUUCAGUGUUAUUUACACCAUGGGCCUUGAUUUUGUGCUUUAUCAUUGAUUUUAAAAAAUCUAAGAGUCUCAUGUAGAAACCAAAGCAAUCUAGAUGCAACCCAUUCAAUGAUCGUGUCUUCUGUAAAGCCAUAUUGGAGUGAAGACGCCGCUGUAGCAUAAGGUUUCAUAUUUCCAAAGCUGCCACUACCUCUCUUCCUCUUUCCCUAGAAAAUGUCAGGCAAAAUGAAACCUUAAGUGGGAAAUUAGAAGUGAUUGUUACAGUAAGUUGCUGUUGUUUUUUUACCCAAGAAGACACCUUCUAAUUCACUACUUUGCAAAUUUAUGCUAGGUUUUCUGAAUAACCAUUCUUAUGUUUUGAUGUUAUGGAAAUUGGCUGAUGAGUAAAGUGCAGAAAGACUACACAGAAAGUCAUCAGAUAAAAACAAAGUGAAAACCAUAGAGUGCAGAUAUUUUUCCUACUUUUAAGUUACAUCAAGGUGUUUGGCCAAAGCCAUUACAAUCUAUUUCAUUAUAUUAAAAAAUUCCCAGCUCAGUGCCUGGCUGAAAAGUGUUCAUUUUCCUUGUUUACCCAUCUUCUAUCUUUUUCUAAUUUGAAAUACAAAUGUAUAGAAUUACAUGUAUAUAGCUGAGCAAUUUUCUUAAAUAAUUUUUCUGCUAAAAGAUCUAUAAUUGUGAAUUUAAAUUUUAAUUUCUCCAAAUGUCCAAGAAAUAAUAUUCUCCUUAUUUUAUUUUAGUCAUCAAAUAUAUUAUGGUAUGGGAAAAGUCAGCCAUUUUUCAGAAAUAAUCUUGUUACUGUUUUAAAGACUCAUUUCUAUGUGUCAUUGUUUUGUGAUGUCUACUUUUUUCUUUUUUAGCCUUAAUGAUUAUAGAAUGAUAGUCAUCUGAUUUGUCUCUUGAACUUUUUAUUCUGUAAAUCUUGGGUUACUACACAUUGUGUUUCCUGUUUUUCAUGGAUUUAUUCAUGUAUCUCCAUCUGUUUUGUGGGGACAACAUGGACAGUUAAAUCUUUGUCAAUGAUAUGAAGAUUAUGCUAACUUCUCUCACAUCAUUCUUACUGCAUGCCAAAAACAAUGCUUGCCAAACAGAAUCAGACAUCUCAGAAUAAUAUGGUCAUUAUGUUUCUAUUUGUGUCAUUAUUGAAAACACCCAGCUCAGUGCCUGGCUCAAUAAAUGUUUAUUUCCCUUGCCUAUCCUCCAAUUUUUUUAUUUGAAAUGGGAAUGGGCAGAUAUGUGUGUGACUAAAGCAAUUUUCUUGACGAUUUAAUAAUGAAUUAUCUAUAAUCAAGAAAUUGUUCAUGAACCAAACAGAUCUUCACAUUUGUACUCAACCUGACAAGUGAUUACAAAGCAAAAUUUCUCUCCUUUAGCUCAUCUGUGUCAUAUAAAUUGAUUAAAAAUAAAGUGGGAUGGAAUUGGAUUAAUGGGAAUCAAAUAAGAGAAGCUCAUUUAAAUAUUGUGAAAUAAAAACGGGCCAACCCGUCAAAAACUAAAUAGAA
Nannospalax galili (Upper Galilee mountains blind mole rat) is the source of this 9733-nucleotide messenger RNA. RefSeq names its product prolactin receptor (gene Prlr). The coding region runs from base 371 to 2224 and encodes 617 amino acids. The record is from RefSeq and is a predicted model, not a curated record. Gene Ontology annotation, molecular function: cytokine receptor activity; cytokine binding. Gene Ontology annotation, cellular component: external side of plasma membrane; signaling receptor complex; membrane. Lineage: Eukaryota; Metazoa; Chordata; Mammalia; Rodentia; Spalacidae. Gene Ontology annotation, biological process: cytokine-mediated signaling pathway. The transcript is spliced from 10 exons.